This is a messenger RNA of Haplochromis burtoni (Burton's mouthbrooder), 2634 nucleotides long. RefSeq names its product leucine rich repeat containing 59 (gene lrrc59). Lineage: Eukaryota; Metazoa; Chordata; Actinopteri; Cichliformes; Cichlidae. The record is from RefSeq and is a predicted model, not a curated record. The coding region runs from base 220 to 1194 and encodes 324 amino acids. Gene Ontology annotation, molecular function: protein binding. The transcript is spliced from 8 exons.
UAUUGUCGCUCAGUUAGUGACGUGGAUUUUCAUUGAAGCAGUCAGUGCUGCCAGAAGCAGUUUCUCCAGCCUUAAAGAGCUCUCCUUCUAACGCAUUUUAACCACAUUUACAAGGUGAAUCCGUCGCUCUCUUUCGUCGUGUUUCACUUUUUAACACAGUUGUGCCGCAGCUGUCGAAACAGUCCCUGUGAUGUGUGUUUACUCACCACAGACUCCAGGAUGAGUAAAAACAGCAAAGUGUUGAACCUGAAGGAUAAAAUCAGUGGGAAUGAAGUGGACCUGAGCUUGUGUAAUCUCACUGAGGUGCCAGUCAGGGAGCUGGCCUUGUUCCCCAAAGUAACAGUUGUGGACUUAUCUUGUAACAACAUUACCUCCCUUCCUCCAGAGUUCUGCAACCUGACCCACCUAGUGAAGGUGGAUCUGAGUAAAAACCAGCUGACCAGUCUGCCAGAUGACCUGGGGAACCUGGUGAACCUUCAGCAUCUAGACCUGUACAACAAUAAGCUGACAAACCUGCCAGUGAGCUUCUCUCAGCUCAGGAGUCUCAAAUGGUUGGACCUAAAGGAUAACCCACUGGAGCUUGGCCUGGCCAAGGCAGCAGGAGACUGUCUGGAUGAGAAACAGUGCAAACAGUGCGCCACUAAGGUUCUGCAGCACAUGAGAGCCAUUCAGGAGGAGGUCGAUCAUGCUCGAGAGAAACGACUUUUAAGAGAAAAAGAGCUGGAGAGGAAGAGGGAGGCGAAGCAGAGGGAGCGGGAGGCCAGAGAGAGGGAGGCUCGCAAACGGGAAAAGGCAGAGGAGAAGGAGAAGAGGAGGAAAGAGUACAAUGCUCAGAAGGCAGCACUGGCUGCACAAGAGCAACAGAAGAAGAAAAGUGAGGAGAAGAAGAAGAAGAACGGACAGGCAGCAGCAGAUAAAAAGGUCGCUGUGGAGUCUAAGCCUAAACCUCGCCGUUCUGUCAUUGGUCUGAUCUUCAAGCUCCUCCUCCUGCUGCUCGUGGGAUUGGCCGGAGUCGCCGCUGUCUGUCGCCUGACUGACCUGCAAAAGGAAGCUUUCUGUCUGCCGAUAAACGCCGCAGUGGACGACGGCCUAUCCUGGGCCAAAGAGCAGCAGAUUGUGCUCAGACAGCUGGUGCAGAAUCUGUCGACUGCAGCGAAAGAGUUUCUCGAAUCCACACAAACAUCUAAGAACUAAAUACUCAAGCCUCCAUCAAAGCUCAGAGCUCCAGGUUUUCCACUAUCACCUGUGAACCAAGGGAUUUUGUGUGUUUGUUUUUUAAAUAUGAGAAAUCAUGAGUCUCAUUAAAGUGGGUAACCCUGCAUCUCCUUACCAUGUUUGUGAUGCUGGGGAGGUGAAAGGUCUGUACAGAUAAAUGACAAUGGAACAGGUGUGAAAACCAUCUUAAAUUCCUAUGGAAUUGUCUCUCUUGUACCCUCUUUGUACUACAGUGUGUUUUUUAAAAAAGAAGAAGAAGUAAUCAUCUUAAAUGUCUCCCUGUCGACCAUGUUUUGCACUUUGACCAGCAGCCAGCUGGUUUGUUUUCUGUGCAUUACACGGAGCACAGGCUGGAUUUGAGAGACGUUCAGUGAAGUGUCAGGGGGCCCUGUCUGUGCUGCACCAGUCACAUGUUAGCUGCCAGUCACAGUUGUCCAUUUGCCAGUGUUAGAUUAGGCAGUCUGAGCAUGUGCAGCAAAAGCUGUGUCAAUACAAAGCCUUUCCAGCCAUAUAGUCAACCCUCCUUAAUUUUGCACUUUGGAGUCCAAAUGAUAGAAGUGGAUUUUAUGUUGUCACAGCUUAUAUCCUCAGCCGGUAAAACAUUUUCAGUCACACGAAUACCAAAGAUAUCAGAGGUAAUUAAGAAAAAGUGUCGGUAUUAUCCAGCAGAGAGCAAAAUCUCUUGUUUAGUACAUCCUGUUUCCUGCUUCCAGAUCUUUAACAAAAGCAAAAAUCCUCUUUCUGACGGUGUAAAGUUGCUUAACCACAAAUCUAAUCCCGUUUAAUAAAAGGGCAAUUUCAACAGCACAUCUCGGUUUUUCUGCAUAAUAAAUAAAUGCUGCUGUAGUACGUGCAAGAAAUCUGUCUGCACAAAUAAAUAAAGUGUAAUUCAUUACUUUGAUGGUGUAUGAAUGUCAUAGGAAGAGAUCUUUAUCAAUAGGAAAGGAUGGCCUCCAUCCAGUGGCCCAACAACCAUCUUCCAAGAUUGAAUUCGAUGUCUUCCAUUUCACUAUAAAGCUCUUGUUUCCUUUAUGUGCGUUUAUAAUAAACAAAACCAGCAAAUCAGAAAACAAACGUUUACCUUGAAAGCUCAAUGUGCAAAUUUAGAAAUACUAAAUAAUUUCAGUUCUGAUAUAAAUUAAAGCUCAGCCAAUGCUGAUGAUUCUAAUACAACAGGUCAUUUUAAACUUGAUAACACUUUUUUUUUCAUAAAUCCUGCACAGAUUGUAUCAUUUCAUAGAUUUUUCCUGCUUCCCAACUGUGAGUAUUUUUCGCAGACCUAAUUUUUCAGUAACAAUGUACAAACUGUAAAUUUUGUCUUUAAACUGGACUACCAAUAAACAAGCUUUGCUACUGUCGCAAUAAAUGAAUGUUUAAUUCAGAUGCAGCGGUGAAGGACAAAUAAAACUCAUUCAGAUA